Molecule: messenger RNA, 1324 nt
Organism: Amborella trichopoda
Lineage: Eukaryota; Viridiplantae; Streptophyta; Magnoliopsida; Amborellales; Amborellaceae
Product: GDSL esterase/lipase 5
Molecular function (GO): hydrolase activity, acting on ester bonds
Source: RefSeq, a predicted model, not a curated record
UUCCACGAAAUUGGCCACUGAUUUAUAGGCUUGUUCAUUCAGCAAUACAUUUUUAUUAUAUUUUUUUUUUAUUUUUUUACAAAAUGGGAUGGGGUUUGAAAUGUGAAUGUGGUCUUUUGAUAUAUGUUUUGGUGGUUAUGGGGAGGGAGAUUGUUAAUGGAGAAAGGGUGAAGCUUUUUGUGUUGGGGGAUUCCCUAGUGGAUUGUGGCACCAACAAUUACAUAAAUAGUUCCAAGGAGCAUAGGGCAAAUUAUUUUCCUUAUGGUCUAAAUGCCUUUUCUGGCCACCCUACUGGUCGCUUCUCAGAUGGGAAGGUCACACCAGAUUUUAUUGCCGAACUCGCGAACUUACCUCUUAUCCCGCCAUACUUGCAAUCGAAUGCUGACCAUUCUUAUGGAGCCAACUUUGCUUCAGGAGGAGCCGGAGUUUUAUCAGAUACAAACCAAGGGGAGGUUGUGGACAUGGGCAUGCAAGUGGCGCAACUCAGUGAACUUAAAUAUGAGUUUAAGAGAAAAUUUGGGCACUUUAAGGCUCACCAAGAAUUCUCACAAGCUGUUUAUUGUAUUAGCAUUGGGCUAAAUGAUUAUAAGGUGCUUUUCAAUGAUUAUGAAGGCCAAAUAUCACAAAACAAAGAUGAAUUUGUCAAAUUUGUUAUAGGCAAAUUGUCUUCACAUAUUCAAGGUCUGUACAAUAAUGGUGCAAGAAAAUUUUUAAAUGUGGGAUUGAAGGAUUUAGGCUGCACUCCUCAUAUGAGGGCGCAUGGAAAAGGGGAGUGUUUGCAUGAGGCCACUUAUCUUAGUGCAUCUCAUAAUGCUGCAGCAGAAAACCUGUUAAUAAGUCUGGAAUCCAAAUUAGCAGGAUUUAAGUACAUUUUCUUCGACUACUUCAAGUUUUUGAGGACCAGAAUUGAAGAACCCCACAAAUAUGGAUUUAUUGAUGGACACCAAGCAUGUUGCGGAUCCGGACCCUUUCGAGGGUUGUACACAUGCGGAGGAAAGUCUGGAUCCUCGGGAUACGAGCUUUGCGAGAACCCGGCCGGUCAUGUGUUUUUCGACUCAUUCCAUUCCACAGAAGGCAUAAAUAGGCAAGCAGCCCACGCACUAUGGUUAGGGGAGGACCCUACUGUGAGGCCUCUCCCUCUUAGUGAAUUCUUCAAUAAGAAGGUUUCACCUGGGGGUCUUGGUCUUGAGAGGAAAGGGAAAGCAAAGAUGUCCUUAACAUUAGGGCAUCAUUCCUACUAAGAAAACAUAUAUGGCGAAUGUGGACCAUACUUUUAUUUAGUUUUUUCAUUAUCAAGAAUAUUAUCCAUAUUUUUCUUUGUUCC